This is a messenger RNA of Doryrhamphus excisus (bluestripe pipefish), 8825 nucleotides long. Lineage: Eukaryota; Metazoa; Chordata; Actinopteri; Syngnathiformes; Syngnathidae. The record is from RefSeq and is a predicted model, not a curated record.
UUGUUCAGUUCUUCCACGGUGUGGUGCACGGUGCUAUAAAUGCUGCUUCGCGUGCCCGCUUCCCCCCCUUUCUGCUCGAGCGAACAGAAAACUUUUCGAGAGAACGCUUUUUGCAUUGCCUCAGACAAAGACAAAGACAAAGACGAAGGACCUACAUUCGACGGAAACUGCAGUUUGCCGUUGUGUUGGACUUCAUCUGCUGACAUAGAGAUGCCACGAAAGAAGGGUUUCCGUAUGCGACGCACACCCAAGGCUACCCAAGCUGUUGACUGUGCAGUUGCAACAAAAGGUAGGGAAGAAGUAUCUUCACUGUCACCGGUGGAGGUACCAACAGGUGGGUUACAAAAGGUGGUCAAAGGGUCAUUUCAUCAAGGCAAUACAAGGUUUAAGUAUGCAGGAACACAGUGUAUGGCGAUUGCCUUUUGUGCCACUGCUUUACACAGUAUUAAAAAUGUCUUGUUGUGGGAUACUGCUGAUCUUGACAUGGCUGUUGUUGAAGGUGAUCAGUUGUAUGCUACUCUAAGGGAACGUCACGUAAUUAGUCACCCAUCCCACUUUUUGUGUGCCACAGAAUUGCCCAAACAGGAGGUGAUUGCUGGACACAAAUUUGAGUUUUGUGUGAAGGAUGAUUAUGCUUUAGGUGAUGUCAAUGUAGUUUCCAGCUAUUAUAUUGAAAACGGGAUUCAUGUCACUUUGCAUGAUGCUUUGCACACAAUGUUUGGCAAGUACAGCACAUGCAUUCUUACAGUUUGUCAAAGUAGUUGUGCCAUCAUUUGUGAUGCUGGUCAGUAUUGUCUGGUGGAUUCGCACUCGCGUAGCUGUAAUGGCAUGGUGUGCAGUGAUGGAACCAGUGUUGUUCUGUGUUUUGGUGGUCUUGAUGCCCUUGCUAAUCACAUUAGCAAUUUGGCUGCAGGGUUUGGUGGAGCAGAGAAACUUUUUGAAAUAGCUGGUGUUGUUGUGACUGUUGUGGCUGACAGGAAACGUCACUUGGAGAUGAUGACUGGUGAUGAUGGCAAAAAGUUUAAAAUGGCUGACAUUUCUAGUACAUGUCCAUCUGAUGUUGAGGUCAUCAGUGUUGUUACCACACAGCAUGCCUUUUGUCCAAUGCUUCAAAAUGACUCCAAAGAUGUGUGCCAACUUUUGAAUAUAGAUUGUGAAGUCAAAACUGUGCCUGUCAAUUUGCGUGUUGGACCCUUGGGAGCUCCCUGUAAAAAGGAGAGCAUUGUUGCUGACGGCAACUGUUUUUUCCGUGCCAUAUCACAAGCGGUGAGUGGCACACAGAAAAAUCACAGGAGAAUUAGACUCCAUGUGGUUAAACAUAUGGAAAAGCACUGUGAAGAUUAUGAGAAGCUUCUCAGGAGUGAGUACAGUUGUUUGACAGAGUAUAUUAGUGUUUCCAAAAUGAAAUAUGUCAAUAGCUGGGCAACUGAGGUGGAAAUUCAGGCUGCAGCGGAUAGUUUAGGAAUAAAUAUCUUUACUUUUUACGGUGGUCGUUGGUUGAGAUAUAGUUCAACGUCAGAAUCCAGUCGUGGGAUUUAUUUGGACAACUCGAGUGGUAAUCACUACGAGUGUGUGACAUGUGUCAAUGAGGGUCAGUUAGGAAGUUGCUUUGGCAUUUGUCAGAAUGGUACAUCUCAGGUCAGUCAGUAUGGUACCAGGUCACAUCGGCAUCAAGUAAUUUGCGCUGAUAGUGAAGUAGCAGUUGGUUUGAAUGAUGUUGUUGAAACAGGCAAAGAAAAACAUCAGUCCAUGGUUCCACGUGUAAGCCCGUCCAAAUAUCUAAAAAGGAAAAGGGCCCUGGACAACAGAUGUAAAUAUGUCGCUGACAUGAGCAUAAGGGAGACAAAGAAGGUAAUGACUAUGAAGAAUUACAGAGAACAAGCAGUCUUUAGGCAGAGAAAGAAGACGAGGAGUGUUGAAAAGUAUAGAAAUGAUGUCAUUCAUAAAAAUAGAGUUAAAACAUCUAGCAUCUAUAAGUAUAGGAAUGACAGCUUGCAUCGGGACAGGGUCAAGAUGUGUAGUGUGAGUAAGUAUAGAAGUGACAGCUUGCAUCGGGACAGGGUCAAGAUGUGUAGUGUGAGUAAGUAUAGAAGUGACAGCUUGCAUCGGGACAGGGUCAAGAUGUGUAGUGUGAGUAAGUAUAGAAGUGACAGCUUGCAUCGGGACAGGGUCAAGAUGUGUAGUGUGAGUAAGUAUAGAAGUGACAGCUUGCAUCGGGACAGGGUCAAGUUGUGUAGUGUGAGUAAGUAUAGAAGUGACAGCUUGCAUCGGGACAGGGUCAAGAUGUAUAGUGCGAGUAAGUAUAGAAGUGACAGCUUGCAUCGGGCCAGGGUCAUUAUGCAGGGCGUCAAAAAAUAUAAAAUGGAUACAAGGCACCGGGCCAGUGUCAAACUAGCCAGUAUGAAGAAAUAUCACAGUAAUUUAGAACGCAAAAUGCGUGUCAUUGCAGAUGUGAAGGCACGAAGGCAUGCUGCAAAGUUGCGAGAGGAAGAAUUUGAUGUUGUUGUUGAGAAUUUUUUAGAGAAAGUGAAGAAUGGGCCCCAGUUUGUCUGCUGUGUGUGCCAUAGGUUGAUGUUUAAACAUCAGGUCCUGCAGUGUCACAGAGAGCAUUACAGCAAAAGUGCAAGUGCUUCUCUUGUGAACACGUGCAUUAAUGAGGAUUAUUUGCACAAAUGUAGUGCAGAGUGCACGGUGCCUUGUUUGUUGUUGGAGUCUGGUAGAGGGCAGCUGUGGGUUUGCUACACUUGCCAUUACAAGAUUAGCAAAGGGGAAUUCCCACCUGAAUGUGUGGCAAAUAAUUUGGGGGUGGACCCGAUUCCUCCUGAGCUGGCUUGCUUAAACAGCUUAGAGCAACACUUAAUUGCACUAAAUAUCCCCUUCAUGAAAAUGCUAGCUUUGCCUAAAGGGGGGCAAAAUGGUGUCCAUGGGCCUGUGACUUGUGUUCCGGCCAAUGUUGUAGAAACGACAAAUUUGUUGCCACGGUCCAAUAUGGAAGGCUCUAUGCUCCGUGUCAAACUCAAAAGGAAGCUGACUUACAAAGGACACUACGAGUACCAUUUUGUUGACAGCAUGCACAUUCGUGAAGCCUUGAGGUAUCUGAAAGAGUCUAAUGUGCAUUAUGAAGAUAUAGAGUACAACGAGGAGUGGGUCAAUGACUUUUGUAGGGAACCUGAUGCCUCUCAGGUGGAGGACAGUGUUCCUGCAGUAGAUGUCACACCGCCUCUAGAUGCAGAAGAUGAGCUUCUUCAUGAUAGACAGCAACACUGCAUGUUUCAGGACACAUGUUUAAUGCCAGUUGACAUUGGUCAGGAAGCGCUAGAUCAGUAUUAUGACAAUAUAUUGAAUGUGGCUCCGGCAGAAGGCAAUAAUCCUGUGAGGUUGCUUUCUGACCAUUCGAAUGAAGCUAAAUGUUUCCCAGUGUUGUUUCCACGCGGCCGUUUCACGUUUCAUGACACUCGACAAUAUAGGCUGACGGCGUCGCGAUAUUUCAAUAAUCGUAUCAUGCAUGCUGAUAAGCGGUUUGGGCAGAAUGUGGAAUACAUAUUCUAUGCUCAGUACUUGUGUGAACUUGUGCAGGUGGUGUCGAGCAUUUCCAUUGCUUUACGCAAAGGAAUUGCUAGUUUGGUGGCAAAAAUGGCCAAGGAUUUGUUGACCAACGAUGAGUCGUUAAAGACAUUGUUGGAAUGUGACCAGGGCUAUCGUUUUCUGAAGCCCAUCAGAGGUACUCCAGCCUUUUGGCAGAGUACGCAGCGCGAUAUUUUGGCUUGUGUGCGUCAGCUUGGUGUUCCCACGUGGUUUUGCUCUUUUUCGUCUGCUGAUUUACGGUGGCAAAACUUGGUAGACUGUGUUUUGAGGCAAGAGGGUAGAACGCAAACGGCUGCAGAGUUGGAGUGGGCUGACAGGUGUGAUUUGUUGAGACGGAAUCCUGUGACUGCUGCACGGAUGUUUGAUUUCCGGUGGCAUGUCUUUCUCAGAGAGGUGAUAAUGUCUUCGAGCCAACCGAUUGGCAAAGUUGUAGACUAUUUUUACCGGGUGGAAUUUCAGCAGCGUGGUUCCCCGCAUGUACAUUGUUUGUUCUGGGUCGAGAAUGCCCCACGUAUUGAAGUGAACUCAGAUGAAGAAGUCACAAAGUUUAUUGAUAGAUAUGUUACUUGUGAAUUGCAGCCACAGGAUGAAGGAUUGACAGAGACAGUGUCUUCCGUACAGCAGCAUUCUAAGAGACACUCUAAAACGUGCAAAAAGAAAAACACAGUGUGUCGUUUCGGUUUUCCCAAACCUGUGUCAGGACGAACAUUUAUUAGCCAUCAGUUUGACGGACAGGGACAAAAAACAUGCACUUGUCAGGUUAGCCAAUCAACCGGUGUUAAAACAUGCACAUGUCCAAAAGCAUCCCAAAAUGCCGUAAACAUGAAAGCAGAAGAGGCGUCGGAAAUCAUAAAAUCCAUUAAAACAGCCCUGGCUGACGAGAACCACGCAUAUCAAAGCGUGGAACAUUUGUUCCAUAGUCUCGGUAUAACACAAAAUACUUUUGAGGCCGCACAUCGCCGCUUGGGUCGUCGUACGGAAGUCAUAAUGAAGCGUCAAAUCAAUGAGGUUUGGAUCAAUCCAUACAGCAAACCUCUGCUUAAAUGCUGGAAUGCUAAUAUGGACAUCCAGUAUGUCGUUGAUGCGUAUGCGUGCGUGGUUUAUAUAAUCUCGUAUAUUUCCAAAGCUGAGAGGGAGAUUGGAUUGCUGCUGAGUAAUGCCCAGAAAGAAGCAUCCAAACAGGCAAACGUCAGUGCCAAAGAGGCCUUAAAAAGUCUUGGCAGUGUGUACCUGCACAAUAGAGACGUGUGUGCACAAGAGGCCGUUUACCGGGUGACAAAUAUGCAUCUUAAGGAAUGCUCGCGCAAAGUAGUUUUUGUUCCAACAGGGGACAAUGUGGUCAAAAUGAGUUUGCCUGUGAGUGUUUUGCGUCAAAAAGCUUCAUCGGCCGAAUUAACAACGGAAGACAUGUGGAUGACCAGCAUUGUCGACCGUUAUAAAAACAGACCAAACGACGACACGUUUAAUGACAUGUGCUUGGCACAAUUUGCUUCGGAAUACCGCAUCAUUAGCAAAAACGAAAGGUCGGCAUCCAAAAUAGAACUUAAAAACAACUACGGACAUGUGACAAAACGUACACGGACCAAACCUGCCGUCGUACGCUCUGCGCGCUUUUCAGAAACCAAAAACCCAGAGUUGUAUUAUCGUAGCCUUUUGCAGUUGUAUCUGCCAUACCGAGUGGAUUUGCAGUUAAGACCUGCCAACUGCCCAACAUUUGAAGAAUUUUAUGACAAUGGUGCGGUCCGAUUAAAUGAUGGGUCGAUGCAUUCUGUUCGAUCCAUAGUGGAAACAAAUAAACAACAUUUCGACAGCGACGGGGAUGAACUGGACAGCAUCCAAAGAUCUAUUGAUCACAGCGGUGUUGCUGAGGAUGCGUGGUGUCUGCUGUGUCCAGAGCAAGAAUUGGAAAGGCUACAAUGCGAAGAAGAACGCCGGAAAAAACAACAGUUGGUCGAAGAAGAGGCAGAAGUAAUACCUGACUUGGCAAAUGAAAAUAGAACCGCUCUAAACUUACAAAAGCAAAAGUCAAUGAGUCGAAAUGAUGGCUUGGCAUUAAUCCGCUCCCUAAAUAAUACUCAAAUGGACAUUUUUUACAAAAUUAGACAGUGGUGCCUUGAUAAAGUAGGUGGGAGAAAACCCGAGCCUUUACACUUAUUCAUCACAGGUGGUGCCGGGACAGGAAAAAGCCACCUAAUUAAAGCCAUCCAAUAUGAGGCUACCAGGUUGUUGUCAACAAUGUGUCGGCAACCGGACAAUAUUUCUGUCUGUCUAGCUGCACCAACAGGGAUUGCUGCUUACAAUUUGAAUGCCACAACAAUACACAGCACAUUGAGCAUCGGCAAGGAUACCCGUUUGCCUUACACACCACUGGGUGAGGAAACGGUGAAUUCCUUGCGUGCCAAGUUCGCGGACCUCCAAAUUUUGAUUAUCGAUGAAAUAUCGAUGGUUGAUCACAAGUUGUUGACGUACAUUCAUGGUAGGCUCCGACAAAUUAAGCAAACCGGUGACUAUGCUGCAUUUGGCAACGUCAGCAUCAUCGCAGUCGGUGAUUUUUACCAGUUACCGCCAGUCAAAGGAAAGCCUCUUUAUGUCGAAGACGCCACUUUCAACUUGUGGACAAAUCUUUUCAGUGUUGUCGAACUGACAACGAUAGUCCGGCAAAAAGAUAAUCAGUUUGCAGCAUUGCUAAAUAGACUCCGCAAACAUCCAAAAGGCGCGGCGUUGUUGGAAACAGACAUAGAACUUUUGAAACAGCGCGAAACGGGUGAGGUCAGCUCCGCGUUACAUGUGUUUCCAACCAAUCAACAAGUAAACGAAUACAAUCUAAAACAGCUUUUCAGGAUCUGUCCGGAGUACACGACGAUAAAAGCUGAGGAUUUCAGCCAAAACAAAAAAUCCGGUAAAUUAGAAAGAAAAGUAGGGCACCACAGCAAAGUUUACAACACGUGUUUAGAGGAAACUCUGCACAUCGCUAAAGAUGCACGUGUAAUGCUUUGCAAAAACAUCGAUAUUGACGACGGCUUAGUUAACGGGGUUAGUGGCACUGUCUCUGAUGUUCUUUUCCAAAAGGAUGACACAUUUCCGAGUAAGAUCUAUAUAAAGUUUGAUGAUGCCAAAGUAGGUCAACAAAGGCGCGCACAAACUGCUGAGUCUGUCACGCUAAAAGACAGUACAUUUAUUCUGCCAGAGGAAGAAAAAGUAACUAAAAGUGGUGGCAUGCGUCGCCAGUUCCCUCUGAAGCUCGCUUGGGCUUGCACGGUACAUAAAGUCCAGGGUGUUACCGUGAGCAAUGUAGUUGUGUCUCUAGACAGGGUGUUUUCCGCAGGGCAGGCGUAUGUUGCAUUGAGUCGGGUCACAGCUUUAGACGGUUUGAUUAUUGAAAAGUUUAAUGCCGAAAAGAUUUACUGUAAUGAUGCCAUUAAGAAUGCUGUAGGUAGGAUGCCAGCAUUUUUGACAGAAAGUGAACCAACACAAACAAAUGUACAACCACCACAUUUCACAAUUUAUUUGAUGAAUGUCCAAAAUUUGACAAAACAUGCGUCAGAUUUGGCAGCAUGUACACAGCACCUGCAGCCUAACUGCAUCGCUGUGACAGAAACGUGGCUGCCAACGGCAUGUACACCCAGCAGUGUAACCAUUCCUGGGUAUCAUUUCCAUAGCCAACCACGAUGUUUGUCUUACUCCAGCAGUAACCCUGCUUUGGUAGAAUUACAAGGGCAACAGCAUGGCGGAGUUGGCAUGUACAUUGCAGACCACCUGCACUGUAGUGUUGUCUCCGCCCCAAACUUCAACUUGGAAGUUUUACUGGUGAACUGCUCCUCACCCAGUGUGUUAAUAGCAGUUGUGUAUCGACCACCCUCCUAUCCAAUGGCGUUGUUUCAAGGUCACCUUGGCACGCUGCUGGAUUGGUUGCACCAGAAGUACGCCAGCAUUGUCGUACUGGGAGAUUUUAAUGAAAAUUUGUUAAAAUCUUCCACUAUCAGCACAUUCAUGGCUAGGAAAGGGUUCUGCCAGUCAGUCAAACAUCCUACCACAGAAAAGGGUACACUAAUUGACCAUGUAUAUGUCAAAACAUCACACUUUGAUGUAGAAUCGGUUGUGAUGCCCACUUAUUUCAGUGAUCAUGAAGGGAUUUUGUGCUCUUUUAAACACAAAAUUUAAAACGCACACACACGCACAUACACAUUCCACUUCAGCGUUCUUCUGGCAGUCUUAUGGUGUAAGUGUAGUGUAUAGUGUAAAAUAGGUUUAGGUUCAACCAGUGGACAAUUUACAAUCCACGAGUUAACUUGCCCACGAGAACGGUGGAUUGUAUUUGUCAAUCACUGAAUGAACGUGUAAGUGUAGUGUAUAGUGUAAAAUAGGUUUAGGUUCAACCAGUGGACAAUUUACAAUCCACGAGUUUACUUGCCCACGAGAACGGUGGAUUGUAUUUGUCAAUCACUGAAUGAACGUGUAAGUGUAGUGUAUAGUGUAAAAUAGGUUUAGGUUCAACCAGUGGACAAUUUACAAUCCACGAGUUUACUUGCCCACGAGAACGGUGGAUUGUAUUUGUCAAUCACGGACUAAAAGUGAAAUCACUGGUCAUAGUUAAGAUCCCAGUUUCUGUCAAACCAGUAAAUUAACAUGUAAAUAUUGUAAACAUGUAAAUAUUGUAAACAUGUAAAUAUUGUAAACAUGUAAAUAUUGUAAACAUGUAAAUAUUGUAACAUCUGCUUGUAUUUUAAAUAAUGUAAAUAUGUAUAUAUGUAAAUAUGUAUAUAUGUAAAUAUGUAUAUAUGUAAAUAUGUAAAUGUGUAUAUAUGUAAAUAGUACCUGAUGAAAUGAUCCCAGUGCUGCCUCACUCACCUGUCCUCUUGUCUUGAUAGUUACCGCCUGUCUGCCUUAAAGUUAAAUACUAAAGGGAUUCAAACCUUUUUCAACAGUUAUUUUUCUAACCAAAUUGUAUUAGUCAAUCACUGCCGCAAAAUUCAACCACUGCCCAAAAUUAAGAAUCAAAGGGAUUAAAACUAAGACUUUUCUGAACACGUUGGUAUUUUUCUAACCAGUGGACAUUUUCCAAUCCGCGAGUUUACUCUUCCGAGAACGGUGGAUUGUGUUUGUCAAUCACUGGCGAAAAAUACGUUUUUUCAGACACGGUAAUGCAAACAAUGAGGGCAAUGUAAAUAUGUAAAUAUGUAAAUAUGUAAAUAUGUAAAUAUGUAAAUAUGUAAAUAUGUAAAUAUGUAAAUAUGUAAAUA